AUGCCUGAGCCACUGAAAAACUCUACUCCGGCCGGCUCUCCUGAGCCCUCAUCCGUUCAAGAUAUUCCACCUGCCGUGCAAGCCAUCUCGAACUUACGUUGUCCAUCUCCUCCACCAAUCUUGGCCAAGCCAAGGCCACUGCAAUCUCUGCUUGUCUCCUCUAACGCGACGUCUCCAACAACACCUGGCACGGCGAAAAUGGAGCAGUUACCAAAGCCUCAUGUGGCGCUUGACGUGAAGAAUCACACUGUAGAUGUAGUGAAGCCUUCAUUUGAGCUCCCCGUUUCAAGUACUCCUCAGACUCUUGAUUCAUCGUUAUACAGUGUCCACACCAGUGAGGCUGAGCUGACGGCUUCGCUAGAUUACACAAAGAACCCACCUGAUCAGAGCGUACACCACAAGGCACCCUCUGUGCAUGCGCAUUUCAAUGACAACGAGUCUGUAAAGCCAGUCAAGCCAGUCAACCGCUCAAGAAGUGGCUCUACGACUGGUCCUGCUGGCGAGUAUCCGCCUAGUUUUCAACGGAAGGAGGAGCGUUUGUCUCUGCCAGUCACGCCAGAACAAGGAAACAUUGAUCCACGUUUACCUCAAGAUGACGGCAAGAUCCAUGUUUUAUUCGGAGUAUGUGGUGCAUUGUCAACUCUGAAGAUCAAGCUUAUUAUCAACAAAUUGUUUGAAAUCUACACUGCAGACAAAAUAGCCAUUCAGCUCUUGCUUACUAAAGCCUCUGAGAACUUUAUUUCCCACGAGGCUUUGCAAUUGCUAGAGAAUAAUAAGAAGGUCAGAGUUUGGAGAGACGCCGAUGAGUGGCUCACUUGGAACACCAGAUCUGACCCGGUGCUCCAUAUUGAGUUGCGUCGUUGGGCUGAUGUUUUGGUAGUCUGUCCUCUCACGGCAAAUACCUUGGCCAAGAUAUCCCUAGGUCUCUGUGAUAAUCUCCUCACUAAUGUUAUUCGUGCUUGGAACACUGCAUACCCUAUUCUCUUAGCUCCAGCAAUGGUCAGUAAUGCUUACAACUCCGCAGCUACCAAAAGACAAUUAAGACUCAUUUCGGAGGAAAUGCCAUGGAUUGAGAUCUUAAAACCUGUGGAGAAAGUAGUUGGCUCUUAUGGUGAUAUUGGUAUGGGUGGAAUGAUGGAUUGGAAUGAAAUUGUUAACAAGAUCGUCAUGAAAUGUGGUGGUUAUCCCGAUAUUGAUGAUGAGGAAGACGAUGAUUCCAAGGUUAACGAGAAUGACAAUGCCAUCGCGGAUGAUGAUGACGAUGAUAACAUCAAUGAUGACGACGAUGACGACGAUGACGACGAUGAUGAUGACGAUGACGAUGACGAUGAGGAGGAUGAUGACGAUGAUGAUGACGACGAGGAGGAAGACGUGGCGAAAGGCACUAAUGACUCUUCAAAGGAUUUACACAAGGACGCUAAAGGCCCGGACGAAGUUGCGCGGGUAAAGAAGGAGGUCCUUAAGGCUGCGAAAGAGGUCGAAUCUCUCCAAAUUGAGAAGUAA
Molecule: messenger RNA, 1503 nt
Organism: Australozyma saopauloensis
Lineage: Eukaryota; Fungi; Ascomycota; Pichiomycetes; Serinales; Metschnikowiaceae
Product: phosphopantothenoylcysteine decarboxylase complex subunit
Exons: 1
Coding region: 1-1503 (500 amino acids)
Biological process (GO): coenzyme A biosynthetic process
Cellular component (GO): phosphopantothenoylcysteine decarboxylase complex
Molecular function (GO): FMN binding; phosphopantothenoylcysteine decarboxylase activity
Source: RefSeq, a predicted model, not a curated record